AAAAAAAAAAAAAGGGCAAAAAAUGAAAAAAAUAAAACACCCCAAAAAAAAGGAGAAAAAGAAAAAAAAAACACCAAACAAACGAGAGGGGAGCAGAUAAACAGAGGGCUCCCACCAACAAAAGAAAAGAAAAGAAAAGAAAAGAAAAGAAAAGAAAAAAAAGAGAAAAGAAAAGAAGGAAAGCGGAGCGAGGGGAGCUGCGGGGGGCGAGCGGGCCGGGCGGGCGGGGAGCGGCUCCUGCCCGGGUCCGCGGAAAGAAAAGAAAGGAAGGAAGGGAGGAAAGAAAGGAGGAAAGAAAGAAAGAAAGGAGGAAAGAAAGAAAGAAAAGAAAGAAAGAAAAGAAAGAAAGAGAAAGAAAGAAAGAAAGAAAGAAAGAAAGAAAGAAAGAAAGAAAGAAAGAAAGAAAGAAAGAAAGAAAGAAAGAAAGAAAGAAACCGCGGUUUCCCCGACGGGCUCCAAACGGAGCCCGACCCGGCCCGGUACGGCUCCAAACCGGCCCCGACCCGGUGA
Molecule: messenger RNA, 510 nt
Organism: Gymnogyps californianus (California condor)
Lineage: Eukaryota; Metazoa; Chordata; Aves; Accipitriformes; Cathartidae
Exons: 4
Source: RefSeq, a predicted model, not a curated record